Messenger RNA from Rotaria sp. Silwood1, 516 nucleotides. The record is from the annotation of a GenBank genome assembly. NCBI's taxonomy places the organism in Eukaryota, Metazoa, Rotifera, Eurotatoria, Philodinida, Philodinidae.
AUGGCAAGCAUAAGUCCUGAUGUUGGAUAUCUUCGACAACAAUACAAUACUGGCAUGAUUAAUAGCAAUCGACUUAUAAUUCAAUAUCACAAACCAUUUCAUGACGGUACUGUAUUAACACAAGGUGAAACUCAAUUUCAGCCUAUGGUUCAUAUUAAUUUUCAAGUUGAUCCACAGCAACCUUAUUUUACAUUAAUCAUGGUUGAUCCAGAUGCUCCUCAACGAGGUAAUGAACGUGCUGGUCCAUGGUUACAUUGGAUUCAUACUGGUUUUGUGGGAAAUGAUUUAAGCAAGGGUAGAACUCUUGCUGACUAUCAAGGUCCAGCACCACCACCUGGUACAGGUCCACAUCAAUAUAUUUUUUUAUUAUAUAAAUCGGCCAUACCUCCUCCUCAAUAUGGUGGAUCAAUUUCUGCUAGUGAUUCAGGACAGCGAAAACAAUUUCAUUUGAGAAAAGUUGAACAUGACCUUCAAUUACGAUUAAUUGCUGCAACAUCAUAUACUGUUAUCGGUUAA